UGAUUCGUACAUUUAGAAACACACUAAGGGAUUUACCCUUGAUCCUCUUCCAAGAAAGUCAUCUUCUUUUAAUAAUUUACCAAGCUCCAAAGCUUCAACUGUUGUUCCACUAAAUGCUGAAUGUUUACAACUUCUUCAAGAGUGUUCCUUGAAGAGUCUGAUCCCUAACCAGAGCUGCCAUGUUGGUGUGCCCCAUGUGUAAGGAAGAGUACACCACCAGCGGUGAGAGGCAACCUCGACUCCUCAUCGGCUGUGGCCACACAUUCUGUCAGAGCUGUCUGGAUAACAAGUGCAGCAACAUAGAGGGUGUGGCUUGUCCGCAAUGCAGUCAUGUGACACACGACCCUCAUGUACCCAACAUCACCAUCAUGAACUAUGUAGCGGCGAUUAAAGUAGAACCAGACAAGACGGUCCGCCAUCCUCUACCUCUUCCGCAGAAAUCCAUCUGUCAAAACUGCCGCAAGGAGUUUGCUACUCACAUCUGCUUCCAGUGUCUACCCACUGGGUUUAUGUUCUGUGCCUCGUGCUGUGAGAGGGAGCACAGUCGACCGUUUGGGCCAGUCAAGGAUCACAAACCAAAGGCCAUAGGAGCUGUUCGUAUCAACACUCCAGUACCAAUGUGUCCCGACCAUCCUAACCAACCAUGCCUCCUCUUCUCCUCUAAGAGUAACAAGUUUGCUUGUGAGCAGUGCAAACGCAGUGGUGUGUGUUCUGAUGAGGAUCACUACAUUCCUAUAGAGGAUGCGGUGGAGGCAGUCCGCAAUGACGUACCCAGUCUAAUGCAGCUCAUACGAGACAAGGUGGAGGCCAUCAUCAAGACACGGACUGAGCUAGACUCUUUGCUCAAGAGAGUCGAUCAGGAGAAGAUGCGAGCCUUGGACCGUGUCAAUGUAGACUUCAGCACAUUGGAGAUGGCUCUAAAGAAGAGGCUGGCUGAAGUGACAGGACUCAUUGAGCAAGAGGCCCACUUUCAAAAGAAAUCUCUGCUAGAGCAACAAGAGAGCCUAGAGCUUGCUCAGGGGAAUGCCGACACAGCAAUUGUCCGUGGCAACUGGCUCCUUCAGAUGACCGACUACAAUCAUCUACAACAAGCCGAGAACACUCUGAGCCGCAUGCGAGCACAACUCAUGGAUGAAGACCUACCUCUGUACCAAGCAGCUGUCACCACUGGAGAGAUCCCAGUCUACCUACCCCCUGACCUGCUCACUACUAUUGAAACCCUCGGCUGUAUUGGAGGGGGGAGAGUGCCCUCUCGACUGAUCACAGAGAUUAACUGUGGCCUGCUUAUGCUCAAGUGGGAGCAAACACAUCUGGAUGCUGCUGAAAAGUACGAGAUUCGAUACACGCCCGUCGAAGAGGAGGAUAGCGACCCCGUUUCCAUGGUGACUGGCGAUUACUCGAAAUACAUGGACAACUUUCCACGUUCGAUUGAUUCCAUACCAGCCACGGUUACUCAGACGCUCGUCAGUGGGAUCAUGCCUAUGAAGAAAUAUGGUUUCCGUAUUCGCUCACUCAAUAUUGCCGGGUGGGGUAUUUGGAGUCAACCUGUUGUGGGGGCGAUGCCGGGGUUUCCCCUGACCAUAGAGUACACUGGGCAGAUUGUCGAGCUAGAGAUACCGUGGACUGGACGCUAUCGCAUCACAGCUCGAGGGGCCAAAGCAGCUGACGGUGAUGUGAGGAAAGGAGGGCGUGGCGGAAUCAUUGAGGCCACCUUCCAACUAACCAAAUAUGACAAGCUGAUCAUCUUGUGUGGUGGCAUGUCUGAGAAGGUGUUGUCCUCCACCGGUGGUGGUGGAGGAACGUUUGUAUCACUCCAGAAGCGCUCUCACUGCCUCAUUGUUGCCGGGGGCGGGGGUGGAACAAGAGGACAUGACUCUGAUGACUAUGACGGCAGAGAUGCUAACGUGAUGAGUGACGAGGGAUUGGACAGUCUUGGACAGCAAUGGGCUGAGGGCGGGGCUGGGGGAGGGGCUGGAAAGGAUGCAAACUACUCGGCUCCAUGCUGGGGCUUUGGAGGAGCAGGCUUCAGCUCAAGCUCGUUGAAAUCUCAAUCGUUUAUUAGCGGAGGGAAGGCUGGACAAGGCGGUGGAUUUGGUGGAGGUGGUGCCGUGGGCGUGUAUGGAGGGGGCGGUGGAGGCGGCUACUCUGGAGGUGGUGGUGGGCGUGGUGGAGGAGGCGGAGGAUCAUUCAUCGCAGAAGAUGGAGAGAACCAAAACCGCACUCUCGGGAAUUCUGGACACGGAUCAGUGACUAUUGUAGAUGUAGCUGAAGGACAGUGAACACAAUUUUAGCAAUUUUAGCCUUUAUACCAUAAUUAUAAUUAAUGUGGUUGAUUAUUA
This is a messenger RNA of Halichondria panicea, 2339 nucleotides long. RefSeq names its product E3 ubiquitin-protein ligase TRIM36-like. The transcript is spliced from 6 exons. Gene Ontology annotation, molecular function: protein binding. The record is from RefSeq and is a predicted model, not a curated record. Bases 180 to 2279 code for a protein of 699 amino acids. Lineage: Eukaryota; Metazoa; Porifera; Demospongiae; Suberitida; Halichondriidae.